This is a messenger RNA of Symbiodinium necroappetens, 894 nucleotides long. NCBI's taxonomy places the organism in Eukaryota, Dinophyceae, Suessiales, Symbiodiniaceae. The record is from the annotation of a GenBank genome assembly.
AUGGGCGGCCUCGCCGUCGAGACAGAGGCAGUUCGCGAGGAUGUCGACACGUGGCUCGAGAAGGCUGCGGCACUUGUCGCCGUGAACCCGCGCAGCGCGGCACAAAUGGCGUUGCGUGCGCAGACGCUGGCUGAGCUCGCUGGAGAGCGAGGAGCUCAAGCCCGGGCUCUGCUCGUGUCGGCACAGGUUUCACUUCAUCAGGGCAAAAGCAACGCGGCCCUGACGUCUGCGACAAGAGCUCAAAGAUUGUUCAAGCAGGAGGCAGACGCUGCCGGGGAGGCUCGAGCUGCAUUUGAAGCUCUUCGUGCCGAGGCCUUGCAGCUUGAGAGUGGCGUCAGAGAGCCCACGCAGACGGCUUGGGAGACGACUUUGCGGAUGGCUGAGGAAGCCGCGCAACGAGCGAAGUCGUCGUCUCUCCAUGACCUUUCUGCUGCGGCGCUGUCGCUGCGGGCGAAAGCAUUGCAUGUGCUGGGACGAAUUGAGGAAUCGGCCAAGACUGUGGGAGAGGCUUCCCAGGCACUGCAGCUUGCAGGCGCGGGAGCGGAUCCCAAGCUGGCUCGGAUCGCACAGACCGCGCCAUCACGGGCUGCGGUUGAAGUAAAGCUCGGCAGAGAGCAGCUGGAGAAGGAUCCGUCGCUGGUGCUCCUUCCGGUGGAUACCAGGGAGACGGAGUUGCAAGAGGUCUUUGCUAAGCGAGAGGCUGCCCACAAGGAGCAGGCUGAGCCAACAGUGUUGGUGCGCCAGCCCACUGGCCUCCUGGUUGAGGCGAAAACAAGCCUGCCUUUCCAGGUGGCCAUGCGGCGAGACAACGUCGGCAGCACGGCACAAGUGCUGACUAGAUAUUACCAGCACUUGCGCAACAGCAAGCGGACCUCCAAUGACAAAAAAACUUGA